UGCUCUUUGGCGGACGACUCGCUGUGGAUGACAACCGUCCAGAUCGUCGCAGAACCAGCGGUGCUGCUCGGCUGGCCGGGGCUUCAACACAGCGGCGGGGCAGCGGAGCGAACCGAACCGAACCGAACCGGGGAGGGGAAGGAUUUACUGACACAGGCCGAGCAUGGCGACCCAAAGCACCGCAUCCUGCACUGGAUCCACCCUGCUGCAGCCAAUCAGCGAAAUCAUAGACCUCCCACUCGACCAGGUGAACUUCGUGGCGUGUCAGCUGUUCGCUCUGCUCAUGGCUGUGUGGUUCCGGCUCUACCUCCAUCCCAGUAAAACCAGUCCCUUCAUCAGGCACGUGGUGGCCACCCUCCUGGGCCUGUACUUGGCUCUGUUCUGCUUUGGCUGGUAUUCAGUCCAUUUUUUGGUGCAGAGCGGCCUCUCUUACGGGGUGAUGAUCUUUGCCAGCUUGGAGCACAUGCACAAGUACUGCUUCAUCGUCACCCUCGGUUACCUGAUCCUCUGUCAGAUCACAAGAGUCUACGUGUUCGACUACGGCAUGUACUCUGCAGAUUUCACUGGGCCCAUGAUGGUCAUAACCCAGAAGAUCACCAGCAUGGCGUUUGAAAUCCAUGACGGUUUGUCGAAGCGCAGAGAAGGACAGCUGACUCCCAGUCAGAAAUACCUAGCUAUCAGCCGGAUGCCCAGCUUGCUGGAGUACCUGAGCUACAACUGCAACUUCAUGGGCAUCCUGGCGGGGCCCACCUGCUCCUACAACGACUAUAUGGCCUUCAUGGAGGGGACGUCGUACCAGCGCCGGCACCAGGAGAACGCCAACGGCAAGGAGAACGGGAAGGCCAAGCAGGCUGAGCCUUCGCCAAAGCGCGCCGUGGUGUCCAAGCUGUGCACCUGCGCCAUCUCUUUGACCACCUACCUGUCUCUGUACCGGCUGCUCCCGGUUGACUACUCCAUAGACGAGCACUUCGUCAACACCACGCCGUUCCACCUGCAGGUCGUCUACCUUUACCUGGCCAUGCUGGCUCUCAGGCCAAAGUACUACUUUGUGUGGACUCUCGCCGAUGCCAUCAACAACGCAGCCGGGUUUGGCUUCAACGGCUACGACGCAGACGGCUCGCCGCGCUGGGAUCUGAUUUCCAACCUCAGGAUUCUGGAUAUCGAGUUUGCCACAAGUUUUAAGCUCUUUCUAGACAACUGGAACAUUCAGACAGCUCAGUGGCUCAAAAGAGUUUGCUAUGAGCGUUGCCCCGUCAACCCGACGGCCGCCACCUUCCUGCUGUCGGCCAUGUGGCAUGGCGUCUACCCUGGCUACUACCUGACCUUCGUCACCGGCAUCGGGAUGACCAUGGCCGCCCGCGCUGUACGGCACAACAUCAGACCGUACUUCUUGGUCUCCGACUCGCACAAGCGCGUCUAUGAUGUCAUCACGUGGGCGAGCACGCAGGUUGCCAUUAGUUACACGGUGGUGCCAUUCGUCUUGCUGGCUGUUGGACCCUCGCUAAAGUUUUACACCUCGUGGUACUUUUGCUUGCACCUCCUGUGUUUCCUCGUGGUUCUGGUUCUGCCGGUCAAAUCGAGACGCCAGCAGGCCAGAGCGAAGGAAGACGCUGCGCUGGACGAGCAGCGCGACCACAGCAGCACAGACAACAACUGCAACCGAAAAGACAAAUGCACAUGAGACCGCCGCCAUGUCACAAGCCAAACUGGACCGGGCCGGGUCCCAUUACCUAACCAAGAACCCAAAAAAACACACUGAGGAAAAAAACACAGAACUUCUAGUAGCAACAUGGAGGACAGCCGUCGCUCUGCUGACGAGGAUUAAAGACCAACAGGAAGUAAUCUGGUGACUUUAGUGCUGCCUUAAACCCUCUGUGUACUCUACAGGUAAGGACAUAGGAGGGGGCGGAGCUUCUCAGGGCAGACAGGAAGUAUGUGGAGGGUUUUUGUCAUUGGAACAGGAAGUUCGUCAUUUUCAAAGGAAAACUUUAUCAGCUGCCAAUUUUGAACAGGCCUUAUGAUCUUUGAAUGGUUUCAUUUCUUCAUUUUUUUAAUCUUUGGAAGAGUUCAUGUUGUGCGUUUCAUAUUUAGCUGAUUGUGACGACACUAUUUGAAAUACAUUCUUAAUGUUUCUUCUUUGUGGGAAAAUUUGGCUGUAAAACGACAGAGAGAAUCGAAUCUUCUGUCCCAGAUUUCUGUUUGGUUUUUCUGUUGUUGGGAUCCAUGAAUUUGACAAACAGUUAAAGGGAGUUUUGAUUUGCUCACAACAAGCUUCUGUUUUUUUUUCCAAACACACAUUUUCUCACAUAUUUGAAAAGUUACAGCCUCAAACUAAAAUGGGUUUAAUUGGAUUUUUUAUAUGUUGAAUAAACAAACACAAAGUAAUGCCUAAUUGUGAAGUGGAAAAAACUCAUACGUGUUUUUUUAAUCAGUUUUUUAUUUAUUAUGUAUUGAGUCAUUGCAGAUAAGAAACUUCUAGAUUAAUUUUACGUAUUUACUAGAAAAAUCUCGUUUUGUUGUGAAGUUGUACAUUUCCAGGGGGAAAUGAUAAUUUUUCAUAAUUAAAGGCAUAAAGUUACACCUUUAAAAGUGAACUGGAACAGCAGGCAGUUUGUAACAGGUUCCCAGCCCAACGAGCUCAGGUUUGAUCGGGUUCGCUACAUCAGAACAUCUUGUGGGUUCAGAUUCAAUGCAGUUGUGUUGCAGCUUCUUCCUCUCCAGGUGUUCACGGUGAUUCUGGACCUGGAAAAUAUCGAGCUGCACAGGCAAAGAGCCCCGAUGUACCACUUAGCUUUCUGGGUCGGGCUUGAAAAAACAGCCUGCUGCUCUAGUUUAGUUCUAAAAUCAGACAUUUUAGGACUUUAAUCAUAGAAAAUAAUCCUUUUUUUCUCACAAAGUUGCAACUUUCUAACAUCAAAGAAAAAACAAGUUUUUUAAUUUUGCUUAAGUUAAAUUAAUGACAUGACUUCCUCCCUUUAUUUUUUAUUCCUAAUCCUUUGUUGUAUUAUUCUGCCUGCCUGAGUCAGUAAUUCACUUUUGUUGUGACUUUACCUUGAACAUCUAUAAACUCAAACUGUUCUUUAACUCAUGCCCCAGAUUCUCAAUACCAGUUAGUUUUGGACUUUGACUAGGCCAUUCCAACACACGAUCUUCAUUGGAUGCUCUCCUUGUUUGGUUUAACACUUUAAGAAACAACGUCUUGGCAGGUUUACAGUUUAUUCCACUUCACAGUUAUUCACUACUUUAUGUUGCUCCAUCAAAGGAAAUCCCUUUAAAAUAACUCGAGUUUCUAAAUGUAACAUGAUGAAAUGUAUAAAAAUGUUCAAGUUUAACUAUGUUAUUUCCAUCACUCUUUUGAUUAAGUGUUUAGCUUUUUAUCUUAAAAGUCUAACCGCAGUCUAAUUGGAUUAAUGCAUUGGCGUGCUAAAUGCAUAAAUCUCUGAGGAAAUGUGAUAUGUUUUAUAAAUCGUGAUAUAACCUCUGGAGUCCAGAGCCAGUCGGUGCCAUGAAUGGUUUUAUUUUUAUAUUGUGAGCAUCUAAUGUGAGCAUUUUACUGUAGAGUGAGACACUGUUUCCUUUUGCUGUUUUUUCUGCAUCGUUCAUCUGAAGCCUUCCAGAUUUCUGAUCUGAUGUUGGUUCUGUUUCAAGAGGUAUUUCUGUUAAUAUAAAAUAGAUUGAAACAGAUGGUUCCUGUUAUUCUUCGUUAAAGUUACUGAUUAUUUAAAAAGCAACAAAGCAGCAGAAGUGAAGUCUUUCAGUGUGGAUCUGUUUAUGGGGUUUUUUUCUCUAACAUUUCCAUAUUUCUGCCAUAACUCUGUGUGUUUACCAUUCUUGUGGUGUCUUGAUGUUGAUUGUGAUUUUAAAGGAACCCAUGUUCUGUAGCGCGGCCCACCGGCGAGAGGAGAGACACCGUCACUACAAACGCAGCGGCUGCAGCGCUGCAGCACUGCAUGGCCACACAUACCAGCAGAUCAAUGCAAACGGCUCCGGACGUCCAAAGUGCCAAAUCAGAAACGGCGCAUCUUGUUUUAGAGAGUGUGUGUGUAGAAGUGCGUGUGUGUGUGCGCGUGCGCCAGACUAACAUAAUGGGUAUUUUUGUGUCAGAAAGAAAUUUAUCAAACUAUUUGUAUAACAGUGGAGUACAUUCUGAUGUGGCGAAAUAAAGAGAAAUUAUUUUUAAACACUAA
Molecule: messenger RNA, 4187 nt
Organism: Poeciliopsis prolifica (blackstripe livebearer)
Lineage: Eukaryota; Metazoa; Chordata; Actinopteri; Cyprinodontiformes; Poeciliidae
Gene: mboat2a
Product: membrane bound O-acyltransferase domain containing 2a
Exons: 13
Coding region: 164-1681 (505 amino acids)
Biological process (GO): lipid modification
Cellular component (GO): membrane
Molecular function (GO): acyltransferase activity
Source: RefSeq, a predicted model, not a curated record